AUGUUCCUAACUAUUUAUCUCGCUAUCUGUAAACGUCUAUUCAGACUUGACUCUUUCGUUGUGGCUUGUUGCUACCGGUUUCAGUUUAAUUCUUUCCUAAGUGUCGCGAGAGGAUUCUUUUUAACUUCCUUCGCGUGGCUCUUUCCGACUCGCCUCGAGUGUGGCUCUUUCCGGCCGGCUUCGAGUGUGGCUCUUUUCGGCCCGCCUCUAGCGUGUCUCUUUCCGGCCUGCCUCGAGUCAAGACUCUUUCCGGCCUGCCUCGAGUCAAGACUCUUUCCGGCCUGCCUCGAGUCAAGGCUCUUUUCGGCCUGCCUCGAGUCAAGGCUCUUUUCAGCCUGCCUCGAGUCAAGGCUCUUUUCGUCCCGCCUCGAAUGUGGCUCUUUCCGGCGUGCCUCUAGUGUGGCCUUUUCCGUCCUGCCUCGAGUGUGGUUCUUUCCGACCCGCCUCCGGUGUGGCUAUUUUCGGCCUGCCACGAGUCAAUGCUCUUUCCGGCCCGCCUCGGGUGUGGCUCUUUCCGGCCCGCCUUGUGUGUGUGGUUCUUUCCGGUCUCUUGGUCAUAUGUAUCUAUCUAUACCUAACUACUUUAUCUAUCUAUCUAUCUAUCUAUCUAUCUAUCUAUCUAUCUAUCUAUCUAUCGCAGUGUGUUUGUUUCUAUCUAUCUAUCGCAGUGUGUUUGUUUCUAUCUAUCUAUCGCAGUGUGUUUGUUUCUAUCUAUCUAUCUCAAUGUGUUUCUUUCUUUCUAUCUAUCUAUCUAAGGGUGUUUCUAUCUAUCUAUCUAUCUAUCUCAGUGUGUUUCUUUCUAUCUAUCUAUCUAUCUAUCUCAGUGUGUUUCUUUCUAUCUAUCUAUCUAUCUAUCUCAGUGUGUUUCUUUCUAUCUAUCUAUCUAUCUCAGUGUGUUUCUUUCUAUCUAUCUAUCUUUCUAUCUCAGUGUGUUUCUAUCUAUCUAUCUCAGUAUGUUUCUUUCAAUCUAUCUCAGUGUGUUUCUAUCUAUCUAUCUAUCUAUCUAUCUAUCUAUCAGUGGACUCCGUGGGUGCUUUUUCUUUUCUUCUUUUCAUUCUUUAUUCUUGUUCUUUCUUCUCAACUUCUUUUUUUUUCUUUCUUCGUCUUUGUUCUUUCUUUCUUUCCCACCCGUCGUCUUUCGUUCGAUCUUUCGUUUUCCCCUCCCCCUUUCGUUCGAUCUUUCGUUUCAUCCUCCAUCUUUCGUUCGAUCUUUCGUUUUCGCCUCCACCUUUCGUUCGAUCUUUCGUUUCCCCCUCCAUUUUUCGUUCGAUUUUUCGUUUCCCCCUCCAUCUUUCGUUCGAUCUUUCGUUUCCCCCUCCACCUUUCGUUCAAUCUUUCGUUUCCCCUCCACCUUUCGUUCGAUCUUUCGUUUCCCCCUCCACCUUUCGUUCGAUCUUUCGUUUCCCCCUCCCCCUUUCGUUCGAUCUUUCGUUUCAUCCUCCAUCUUUCGUUCGAUCUUUCGUUUCCGCCUCCACCUUUCGUUCGAUCUUUCGUUUCCCCCUCCAUUUUUCGUUCGAUUUUUCGUUUCCGCCUCCACCUUUCGUUCGAUCUUUCGUUUCCGCCUCCACCUUUCGUUCGAUCUUUCGUUUCCGCCUCCACCUUUCGUUCGAUUUUUCGUCUCCCCCUCCCCCUUUCGUUCGAUCUUUCGUUUCCGCCUCCACCUUUCGUUCGAUUUUUCGUCUCCCCCUCCCCUUUCGUUCGAUCUUUCGUUUCCCCCUCCCCUUUCGUUCGAUCUUUCGUCUCCCCCCUCCCCUUUCGUUCGAUCUUUCGUUUCCGCCUCCACCUUUCGUUCGAUCUUUCGUUUCCCCUCCCCCCUUUCGUUCGAUCUUUCGUUUCCCCUCCACCUUUCGUUCGAUCUUUCGUUUCCCCCUCCCCCUUUCGUUCGAUCUUUCGUUUCCCCCUCCACCUUCUGUUCGAUCUCUCUUUAACCCUUCGCCUUUUGUUUGUUCUUUCUUUUCCCCUUCAUCUUUCGUUCUUUUUUUCUUUUUCUCUUUUAUCCUUCUCUUUUCUCUCUCUCUCUCUUUCUUUUCAUUUUCCCUCCUUUUCUUCACUUUCUCUUUUUAUAUCAUUUUCUUCGUGGUCAAAUUCUUGAUCCUUUCCGUUUUUUCUCGUCUUUUUUAUUCAUUAUCAUUCUUUUCUCUUCUCGAUUUUAAUUUCCUCCUGCCCAAGGCUUGUCUUUCUUCUUCUCUCAUAUUUUUAUACAGCUCUCCCCCCCCCCUUCACUUCUUUACUUUUCCAGGAAAUCUUGAACAAGCAGCCCAUCUUCUAUCUGUUCCUCCUGGAGGUUCGAGCAAUGUCCAAUAA
Molecule: messenger RNA, 2304 nt
Organism: Acanthosepion pharaonis
Lineage: Eukaryota; Metazoa; Mollusca; Cephalopoda; Sepiida; Sepiidae
Source: the annotation of a GenBank genome assembly